Molecule: messenger RNA, 2412 nt
Organism: Passer domesticus (house sparrow)
Lineage: Eukaryota; Metazoa; Chordata; Aves; Passeriformes; Passeridae
Gene: FKRP
Product: fukutin related protein
Exons: 2
Coding region: 342-1922 (526 amino acids)
Biological process (GO): protein O-linked glycosylation via mannose
Cellular component (GO): Golgi apparatus
Source: RefSeq, a predicted model, not a curated record
UUUCCUCCCAAGAUGGCGCCGGCCGCGGCCACCCCGCCCCGGUGACCCCGCCGUCCCCGCCGUCCCCGCCGUCCCCGCCGUCCCCUCAGCGCGCCCCUCAUGAGGGCAGCGCCGCCGCCAUUACCUGCAGCUCGGCCCUCUCCGCCUCCCAGCGCCCUUUCUCCGCCUCGAACCGCGCCCACUCGUGCUGGAUGAAGUGCAGGAUGCCCGGCAGGCUGAGGCCGCGCCACCGCGUGGUCACCGCUGGAAUCGCCGCCACCACCACAGCACCACCUCCCAAUGAAUUACCCCGCCAAUUAACUAAUUAACCACCCAAUUAAUGACUUAAUUAACCCGACACCAUGCGGAUCACCCCCUGCCAGGCCGCCCUGGCCGCCGCCAUCGCCCUCAACCUCCUCCUGCUGCUCUGCUCGCGCCUCCUGCCCGCCGCGCCCGCCUCGUGCCACCCGCGCCGCGUCCCCGACGGCGUCCCCGGCGUCACCGUCAUCCUGCGCGACUUCGACGGCCCCGAGCACGACGUGGCCGCCACCGCCCGCUCCUUCUCCGCCCUGCCCGGCGUCCCGGUGCUGGUGGCGGCCGAGGCGCCGCCGUACCCGCCGGUGCCGCUGCCCGCCGGCGUGGCCGUGCUGUCCCUGCGGCCGGAGCCGCACCGCCCGCCGCCGCGGCCGGAGCUGGCCGUGCGCACGCGCCACGUGGCCCUGGUGCCGGACGGCGCCCGCGCCGCGCCCGGCCUGCUGCGGCGCAUGAGGGACGCGCUGGAGGCCGCCUCGGAUGGCACCGUCAAAGUGGUGGCGGCGGCCGUGGGGCAGCGGCGGCCGCGGUGCUUGACCGUGGAGGUGGACAUCAAGGCGUGGACGGUGCGCUACGGCCUCGCUGACCACCAGAGCCACCAGCAGGGUGACCCGAAGAGUUUCCAGCACGGUGGCCAGCAGAGUGACCAGCACGGCGACCAGCAGAGUGACCAGCACGGCGAGCUGUGCGGCACGCUGGACGGCGCCCCGGCCGUCCUCCUGCUGCGGACGCGCGACCUCUUCUCGCUGCCCUUCCCGCUGGCGCGCCCCGUGGUCGCCUCGCUGUCCCUGCAGGCGGCGGCGCGCGGCUGGCGCCUGCUGCUGCUGCCGGCCGCCUUCCCGCUGGCGCCGCGGCCGCCGCCGUCCCCUCACGGCCAGUGGCGCGCCCGGAGCUCCCUGGACGCCCAGCACCGGGCGCUGCUGGAGCGCUUCGGCCUCAAGCUGGAGGUGCUGCCCGACGGCUCGCGGCGCUGGCACGGCUGCGCCAAGGAGACGCCGCGCUGCUUCGGCACGGUGCGCUGGCAGACCCCCGAGUACCUGCUGGCCGGGCGCUGGACGCCGCCGUGCUGCCUGCGGGCGCUGCGGGCCACGGCGCGCCACGUGCUGGCCCAGCUGGAGGCGGCCGGCGUGCGGCACUGGCUGGAGGGCGGCACGCUGCUGGGCGCCGUGCGCCUCGGCGACAUCAUCCCCUGGGACUACGACGUGGACGUGGGGCUCUACCGCGACGACGUCCCCAAGUGCCGCUGGCUGGCGGCCGUGGCGGCCACGGGCCGGCCGGUGGAGGACCCGCAGGGGUUUCUGUGGGAGAAGGCGGCCGAGGGGGAGUUUUACCGCGUCCACUUCAGCCGCUCCAACCGGCUGCACGUGGACCUGUGGCCGUUCUACGCCCGGCCCGGCGCCGUCAUGACCAAGGACACGUGGCUGGGCCACCGGCAGGACGUGGAGUUCCCCGAGGCCUUCCUGGUGCCCCUGGGCACCGUGACGUUCGCCGGCGUGGCGGCCAAGGCGCCCAACGACCCCCGGGGCUUCCUGGAGCUCAAAUUCGGGCCCGGGGCCAUCGAGAACCCCGAGUACCCCAACCCCGGCGUCAGGAGGUUGGCACAGGACAUGGGCAAUAAAACAGCGCGGUGACAUCUCUGAUUGUCCCCUGUGCCACCCUUGGGGUCCCUCUGAGUGUCCCCAGAGCCCCCCGAGUGCCCCAACCCCAGGGUCAGGAGGCUGGCACAGGACGUGGGCAAUAAAACAGUGCGGUGACAUCUGUCAUUGUCACCAGUACCACCCCUGGGGUCCCUGGUACCAUCUCUGGGGUCCCUGUGCCACUUUACUUGGCCCUAGUGCCACCCCCGGGGUCCCUGUGCCACCCCCGGGGCCAUCGAGAGCCCCCCGAGUGCCCCAGCCGUGGGGUCAGGAGGCUGGCACAGGACAUGGGCAAUAAAACAGCACGGUGACAUCUCUGAUUGUCCCUUGUGCCACCCUUGGCAUCCCUGGUACCAUCUUUGGGGUCCCUGUGCCACCCUUGGGGUCCCUGUGCCACCCCCGGGGCCAUCGAGAGCCCCCCGAGUGCCCCAGCCCUGGGGUCAGGAGGCUGGCACAGGACAUGGGCAAUAAAACAUCGCGGUGA